AGCCCCGGCCGCCCCACACUGGUGCCGGAUGGACUCUGACCCCGGAAGAGUCGGUGGUGAGAGGCUCUCCUGGUGCCGGUGAUGCGGCAGGUCCCAGCGCGGCUCCUGGCACACUAUGGCAGCCCCAUGCAGUGUCCCCCCCGAGGUCCUGGUCCCUGCCACCAACCAGACGCUGGAGCUGGCGCUGGGCACCUGUGUGGCAUUGAACUGCACCGUGCGCUGGGCAGGCACCGGCCAGUGCCAGCACAGCCCUGCAUGGAGCAAGGAUGGGCAGUGGCUGAGCAGCGGCAGCAGCCAGGACAUGGUCUGGUUUGCCCCAAACGCCUCAGAGCAGCUCCUCAGCAGUGUCCUACAGCUCAACCUGACCCAUGACAGUGACUUCGGGGUGUUCACCUGCUGGGUCAGCAAUGCCACAGCCACCUUCACCCUGCGGAGGGCAGCGGUGGCAGGACAUGUGCCUGCGGUGCUGGCAUCGCUGCUGGUGCUGGCACUGCUCAUGCUGGUGGCUGGGCUCUAUGUGCGCUGCCGGCUCAAUGUGCUGCUCUGGUACCGGAACCGCUAUGGGGAGAUGGAGAUCAAUGAUGGGAAGCUGUAUGAUGCAUACGUGUCCCAUACGUCCGCUCCCGAUGACCACAAGUUCGUGCAGUUCAUCCUAAAGCCGCAGCUGGAGAACCUCUAUGGAUACAAACUGUUCCUGGACGCGGACACCAUCCUGCCCCAUGCCGAGCCAUCGGCAGAGCUGGUCAUGACCAUGAGCCGGUGCCGGCGCCUCAUCGUGGUGCUGUCCGUGGCCUACCUGGAGCAGGAUUGGUGCAACCACAGCUUCAGGGAAGGGCUCUGGAGGCUGCUGGAGCUCACCAGCAGACCCAUAUUCAUCGUGUUCGAUGGCCGGUACCGGGAGAUCCAGCAUCCGGCUAUCACCCACCUGCGGCAGCACCGCGGGGCUGUGAGCCUGCUGCUGUGGAGAGAGGGCUCCAUGACCCCCUCGUCUGACUUCUGGAAGGAGCUGUGCCUGGCUCUGCCCCGCAGGGUGUCCCUCCCGGGGCCCGUGGGGGACCCACAGACCCGGCUGCAGGGGGACAAGGACCCAAUGCUGACCCUGAGCAGCACCUAUGGGGACAGUGGCAGUGACCUGCACCCGGAUGGGGACCUGGGUAUGGUCCUUCCCUCCAGGACUGCAUGUUCCGGCCCCCCCCCUCCCCGCCUGGCUCCGGCUCCGGCUCCUGCCGCUGGGAUGGAGCAGCCGCAGCUCAGGGAUGCUCAGGGACCCGAGAUCCAGGACUCGGACCUCGGCUCCCGUAACUACAGCGUCCGGAGAGACUUCUACUGCCUGGUGAUGGGGGAUGUGUGAGCGGCUCCUGCCCAUGGCUGCAUGGGCACAGCUGCCGCAGCCCUGGCACUGCCAUAGCA
This is a messenger RNA of Melopsittacus undulatus (budgerigar), 1410 nucleotides long. RefSeq names its product single Ig and TIR domain containing (gene SIGIRR). The record is from RefSeq and is a predicted model, not a curated record. Lineage: Eukaryota; Metazoa; Chordata; Aves; Psittaciformes; Psittaculidae. The transcript has 9 exons. The coding region runs from base 116 to 1351 and encodes 411 amino acids. Gene Ontology annotation, biological process: signal transduction.